GUCAAUCCGAGCUUGUCAUCCUCUUUCCCGUGCACAUGGGAAGUGUGUUUUCCAUGUGCUCAACCGUACUGUGAUCGUAUUUAUUUAGUCGUAAAAUGGGCAAAGCCAGUAAAAUCAAGGUCGGCAAACAGCGCCGUAAUGUGCCUCUAGACGAACAGCUGAAGGAGGAGGUGACGGCGAGAAAAGCCAGAGUAAAGUCGAGGAACCGAAAGGAUGAAGACGAACUGUUUGUCGACGACAAGCUCACGCAGAAGAUUCUGGACCAGGCUCGCAAGCAGCAGGAGGACUUGGAAGAAGAGCAUGGACUCCAGUCCAGCUCAUCUGGGGUCACGUUCAAGGUGCCUGAUGCCAAGCCGCGGCUGCUUGUCAACAAGGGCGCAUCGAGUGAUGAAGAAGAUGAUUACGAGGAGCCUCCUGAGGACAACACGUAUUACGAGACGAUCGAGGUGGAUGAGGCUGAUGAGAAGGCGCUUGAGUUGUUCAUGAACGAGAACACCAAGUCUCGGCGCACAUUGGCCGACAUCAUCAUGGAGAAACUCAAGGAGCACGAGACAGAGGUGGCGACCUUGUUCUCAGAUGCGGGCAGUGUGCAAAUGGCCGACCUUGACCCCAAGGUUGUGGAGAUGUACCGUGGGGUGAAAAAAGUGCUCAGUCGGUACCGCUCUGGCAAAUUACCCAAGGCAUUCAAGAUCAUCCCUGCACUCUCAAAUUGGGAACAGGUGCUCUACCUAACUGACCCUGACUCGUGGUCAUCAGCAGCGAUGUACCAGGCAACCCGCAUCUUUGCUUCAAACCUCAAGGAAAAGAUGGCUCAGAGGUUUUACAACCUUGUCCUGCUACCACGUGUGCGAGACGACAUAGCUGAGUACAAGAAGCUCAACUACCACCUGUACCAGGCCCUGCGGAAAGCCCUGUUCAAACCUGGUGCCUUCUUUAAGGGGAUCAUACUUCCUUUGUGCGAGUCGGGAACUUGCACCCUACGUGAGGCCAUCAUCGUUGGCAGCGUGUUGAGUAAGAACUCUGUGCCCAUGCUGCACGCUUGUGCAGCCAUGCUGAAGAUCGCAGAGAUGCCCUACACAGGCGCAAACUCCAUCUUCCUGCGGCUACUGAUCGACAAGAAGUACACGCUGCCCUACCGAGUCAUCGAUGCAGUGGUGCACCACUUCCUCAGGUUCGAACGGGAACAGCGGGAGCUGCCCGUGCUGUGGCACCAGUGCCUUCUGAGCUUCUGCCAGCGCUACAAGGGCGACAUCUCGUCCGAGCAGAAAGAGGCCCUGUUGGCGCUGCUGCGUGCCCAGUCGCACCAUACCAUCACACCCGAGAUACGUUGGGAGCUGCAGCACGCCACCUGCCGCGACGUCGAGGUGCCCGAGCCCAUGCCACAGGAGGGGGAGGAGUCUGCAGCCCCCCUUGCCAGCAGAGGGGGGAGCACGGAAGAAGAACCUUCGUCCAAAAUGGUCGCGUGACGAGGAACAGCUGUGCGGGAUAUAGCGGAGGACAGCCUGUCCACUACGGGGUGUAAAAUAAAGCUUACUGUGAGCAAUGAGAAA
Rhipicephalus sanguineus (brown dog tick) is the source of this 1550-nucleotide messenger RNA. RefSeq names its product bystin (gene bys). Lineage: Eukaryota; Metazoa; Arthropoda; Arachnida; Ixodida; Ixodidae. Gene Ontology annotation, cellular component: nucleolus; preribosome, small subunit precursor; cytoplasm. The transcript is spliced from 10 exons. Gene Ontology annotation, molecular function: snoRNA binding. Gene Ontology annotation, biological process: rRNA processing. The record is from RefSeq and is a predicted model, not a curated record. The coding region runs from base 96 to 1466 and encodes 456 amino acids.